AGAGGCACCGGCUGGUGGACGAUAUGAACAGAAGAGUGAGAAGAAAAGACUGUCAUCUCUCUCGAUGAUUGUGAAUUAUUGAAUGAUCGAAGCACACCGGACUAUUUUUGCUCGGUGUUGUUGAGUGAUUGGUUCUGUCUAUCUAGCUAGCUGAUGCUAAUACGAUAGCAGCAGAGAGCAGUCAAGAUCAGAAACAAGAUGCAGGAAUACCGUCAGUCAAGGAGUCGAUCUGCGGAGGGUUCUGUAGGAGGAGUGCCUGCUUGGCUGUUGGAAGAACAGGGGUAUGCUACCCCCACUCCCAGUGGCGGCAACAGAAGUCGAAAAAGUGACAACGAGAGAUCAUCCGGUGGAGGUAGCAAUCAUAUCUCUGACGACCAUGAAGGGGUACGCGGAUCCCCAGAUACCCGUCGCAAGCAUUAUCGAGGUGCUCGACAGCAGCAGCGUGAUCAGAGGUACACCACCACCACAGAAAGCAACAAUUAUGAAGGUCAAUUGCCAGGGUUGCCUACCGUCAAUGGCAUUCCACUGGAGCUGCGAAACAGACCUCAGCACCAGAUGAUUGACAGCAUGCAGCGUAUGCGAGAAUCGGAACCAGUUUAUAUGGAUAUUGAUCCCAAUAUUCCACCCAAUACUAGUACCGGUAUGGCAAUGGCACACAUGCAGAUGGCACACUUGCAAAGAACCACCAAAGCGUCAGCUUCAUCGCCAUCCAGGGCGCUUCAGCAGUACCAUCAGCAGUCUCCGGUGUUUGUAGGAACACCGUCCACAGCUGCCACAUCUUACACAACAAAUAAUAGUGCCGGUGGGGCUUCCACGAGUAGGUCUCCUGCAAGAAUAAACAGUCGCAAUUCCAGCACUGGCAGUCCGAGUUCUUCCAGGGGCUCGAAUGCUUCAGGGAUUUCCCCUGCUCGGUCUUCCAACCGGUCGACACCCUCCCCCACCAAUCCAAAUAAUUAUGUCGCGAGGAACAUGCCCACAGUGUCACCUGCCCGAACCACCGUCACCACAACCGUCACUACUUCUCAAAGCACCAAAUACCCUUACGUCCAUCCCUAUGUGAGCAACGGGGAUUACCGUGGCCAAGGUGCCAGGUAUCACAACCAAUCCGAUCCCCGUGCCGUUGCUGCUAUGAUCCAUACCACACACAUCAACAACAACAAACACUCUGCUAGGAAGUCUCUUUACGAUGAACGACCCAUUGGACCCAGAGACCAAGAAGAGCAACAUCAUGGUGAUCAGCUGAUCAUGUUUGGAGAUGACUAUGAUUUGGGCUCUAUCAAUACCGGGAUGAGUCAACAAGAAUUGCUGCAAAAGCGUAGAGAUGUCAAGAAACGACGAGAGGGGAAAUAUGGCAAGAAAAAGAAGAGCAAAGAACGUAUCAUCAACAUGCCACCGAGACUCCUGUCCAUGGGAUCAUGGGAUACUUCACCUAUUACCAAGCUGACAUCCAAAGACAAUUCUCAUCACGCGUUUUACAAGGAUGGCAAAGAACAGAAAAAGUGGAAUGUAUUGAGAGCCUUUCCUUCGCAGGAUGAAGGGUCCACAGAUGCUAGCACUCGAGAGAGUGGUGAUGACCCUGCGCAUCACCGACCCCCAAAUGAACAACCACAUCAUCAUGAUAAUUCAUCCUUGAACUCUUUCCCGCUCUUGUCCACCAAUGCAAAAGAAGGUCUCGACCCAGUCGCAAACAGAAACGUAGAGUCUCCGCGGGAUGCCGCAGUGCUGUACGCCCAGCCAGGAAAUAUUCCACAACUGCAAGUGGAUCACCUCUACGAACGUGAGCAACGAAAGCUGCACGAACACCAACAGAUUCAGCAGUCGUAUCAGCCGACUACAAUACAGCAGCUAAGAGACAGGUCGAAUCAGGAUCAACAACACAUGGAGGCACAUCAUCGCCAGCAUGGGGAAGAAUUGGAGCAGUUGGAGAGCCAUUUGCGAUACCUACAAGAUCAGCAUCAACUUCUUGAGCAAGAGGUGCAAGAGCGCCAUGUAAACGCACAGGCGGCAAGGGAUGCACACCCACGACCACGCGUUCGUUUCUCAGCCACUCUGACACAAGACUUGGAAGAAAAGCAUUACGAAAUUUCAUCCAAAGACUCGCCGACCUCGGUAACAGAUCUCGGGCAUUACACAGAGUAUCAUCAUCAGCACCAAGAUACCAGUAAUAGCUCGUCUUCAGUCCUUGCGCCCAAAACUCUGUUUCCGGGAAAGCCGGUGUCCAUUUUGAGACGAAAGAGAAAGGAGGCGCUUGAUUCCACAGGGCGCUAUCCGGGCGCAUCGUCUCGUGGACGGUCCCAUCAGCAACCGGUGUUCAGCGAUAGCGAUGGCAGAGAACUAUCUCCGAUUCGCUCUCCAGCCGGCAUGCGAGGGCAGACAUUAGCUGCGCACCACUAUCAUCCAGACGACGUUAGUUCGCUGCCUGAGAAUCUCGAGGAAAAGGAUGUCGCUGUCGUGUUUGACCCGGAUCAAGAGAUUGACGACUUGGAAUUGAUGAGGCGGGAGUUUGACGAAGAGUCAAGCCUGAUUUCGGAAGCCUUCAUCGAGGCUGUUGCUGCGAUUGUUCUACAAACUGCCAUGCGCCGGUUCAUAGCAAUUUGCAGGGCACAGAGACUCCGGAUGGAGAUGGGUCGCCCAACAAAACACAAAAGAGGGCUCAACCAGUCUCAUUCGACGUCUUCGAGCGAGAUGAAUUCAAGACAGACAGGAGUUUCAACCUUGACGACUUCAAACCAAACCCAAUCGAGCCAAGAAGAUUUAUUCUACGAUUUGGCUGCGAUCCAGAUCCAGUCAGUUUUCCGCGGUUGGUGGGUGAGGGACUCUAUCAACGUUGACCACUACUGUUCGACCCUGAUUCAGAAGGCUUUUCGAGGAUUUCGAGAUCGCAUUUCAUUCGACUACGACGUGUACAGAGUCAUUCUUGUGCAAUCCAUUUGGAGGAGAAACAUUGCCAUACGCAAGACUUAUCGGCAUUUCUCGUUGAUCAUCAAGCUGCAAGCCAUCUGUCGAGGAAUUCUUGUUCGAAAGGCUGUCAGUGGCAUGUUGACCCUCUCCAGAAGAGGAAAAGCUCGUCGAAACUCCUCUCGAAAAUCUAACGAGAGAAGACGUUCAAGCGACAAGCCUUCCCACACUCGGGCUUCUUACGAAAAAGCCAAGGCGCAAAAGAAGCCGCCACCUUACCUUAACAGAGCCCAGACUCGUCCUUUCGGGCCCUCAUGCAUGGAAGAAGCCAGAAUCUGGCACGUGGGAGCAAUUAUCAUCCAGACUUACUGGCGCAGUUACGUUGGCAGAAUCUGCUACUUCCAGUCGCUAGCUGAUGUCGUGCUGGUUCAAUCUGUUAUUCGACGAUGGCUCACUAGGCGCAGAUUCGCUGGUGCAAUUCGCCAGAGGGGGGCAUAUCAGAGUUGGCCCACAAGAAACCAACCUCAGCAAGUGCAGUCGAAACCAUCGUCCGGAAGUGCCGUGUCUUCACGCUUUGUCAAGUUCGAGAGCUUUGACUCCAGGAACGUCUCUUCACUAGGAGCCGACGAAAGCGUACCUUUCCGCAAUAUGUCGGAGGAAGACGCUGAUCAAUUUCCCAGCCCGAUACCCACGAGACUGCCCAAUCAACCGCAUCAACAUCAAAGUCAGCAGCACAGGCAAGUCGAGAUGGAUGGGUACGACUCUUCUCAGCACUACGGCCGUGGCUACUUUGAAGAUGCGUCACGAUUUGGUGGACGUAAUGUUUGGAGCAAGAGUGGCGGUCCGCCAACAAACGAAGCUGACUUUGGUGACAGAUAUUCGCCUUGUCACGGCCAGGAAGGAGCAAGCAAGCCGGAUGGGCCGAUCACUUAUGGGGCAAUGAUCAAAGACCGACAAAGCGGGAGUCCUCAAGCACCCAGCCAAGUUCCAAUCCAACAACAAAGGAGCCCGGUCUCAAGGAGUAAGGGUUGGAACGCCGAAGAAGACAUCGACAAGGAGUCAACUCGCAAUCUGCUGCAGGCUUGGAAGAAGAAGGACAAGGCCAACUCGUUUACGAUUCGACCGCGCUCUGGAAGGUAGCCACCAAUUGGUUGCACAGCCGGAGCUAAUUACUGGGGAAAGCGCCGCUCCUCAGUAAAGGAAUUGAACAUAGAGAUAAAAGAAAUAGAUCACGCUACUUUGAAGU
This is a messenger RNA of Seminavis robusta, 4144 nucleotides long. The record is from the annotation of a GenBank genome assembly. NCBI's taxonomy places the organism in Eukaryota, Bacillariophyta, Bacillariophyceae, Naviculales, Naviculaceae.